CUGCACACACGUCAGCACCAAGCUCUCUUCCUCAACACAAAAACGGCGUCAUUCUUUUCCAACGACGUCGACAUGUUCUGCGGUCUAUUGUCCUUUUCCUAUCCCCAGAUUUUAUGCAUUAUUCCCAUUUCUAUGCGUACAACACGCACAUACAACCUUCCCCAGAAAGUACUUCUUCAAAAAAAACCGUAGAAAAAAUUUAAUUCACCCUUUUGCUUCGUCCUUCAGUAAUGGAUCUGCUCUGUCACUAGGGGUUUGACUCUUUGAUUCUCCUGGAAAAUUGGAUUCUGCUUUGUACCGAAAAUGAAGCUGAAGAGUGAUGCUAUCCACUCGACGAAGCUGUUGAAGUAUGUGUUGGUUGGAUUGGUACUGUUUUUGGGUUUGCUUUGUUUGUAUAACGGGUCAUUGUUUGCACCGGCUCUGCCGAGAGUAGAUGAUUCGUUUGAAAAUGGCGUUGACCCUGUUACUGGUAGAUUUAUUGUGAAAAAGGACUUUGAUGAAUUGUUUGAAGAUGAAGAACAACACAAUCCUGAAGUUCCCAAAAGCAUUCCGGUUUGUGAUUUGAGAUAUUCAGAGUUGAUACCGUGUCUGGAUAGAAAUUUAAUAUAUCAAAUGAAAUUGAAGCUUAAUUUGAGUUUAAUGGAGCAUUAUGAAAGACAUUGUCCACCUCCAGAGAGGCGUUUGAAUUGCCUCAUUCCUCCUCCCACUGGUUACAAGAUCCCAAUUAGAUGGCCGGCAAGUAGGGACCAAGUGUGGAAGGCAAACAUACCCCAUACACAUCUUGCACAAGAGAAAUCAGACCAGAAUUGGAUGGUUGUGGACGGGGAGAAAAUAAAGUUUCCAGGUGGUGGAACCCAUUUCCAUGAUGGAGCUGAUAAAUACAUUACAGCUAUUGCAGGGAUGCUUAAGUUUCCUGGUGAAAAACUCAACAACGGUGGUCAUGUUCGAAGUGUUCUUGAUGUGGGUUGUGGAGUUGCAAGUUUUGGGGCCUAUCUUCUCCGCCAUAACAUCAUAGCUAUGUCCCUUGCUCCUAACGAUGUCCAUGAAAAUCAAAUACAGUUUGCCCUAGAAAGGGGGAUCCCAGCUACUCUAGGUGUCUUGGGAACCAAAAGACUACCAUACCCCAGCAGAUCAUUUGAAUUGGCUCAUUGUUCCCGUUGUAGGAUUGAUUGGCUCCAGAGAGAUGGGAUCCUUUUGUUGGAAUUGGACAGAUUGCUUAGACCUGGAGGAUAUUUUGUGUACUCCUCACCAGAAGCUUAUGCACAUGACCUGGAGAAUCGAAGAAUUUGGAAUGCUAUGUAUGACCUGCUGAGAAGAAUGUGCUGGAGAGUUGUUGCAAGGAGAGACCAAACAGUGAUAUGGGCUAAGCCUUUGAGUAACAAAUGCUACUUAAAGAGAAAUCUUGGAACCAACCCACCCAUGUGUAGUUCUAAUGAUGAUCCGGAUUCAACUUGGAAUGUUCUCAUGAAGGCGUGCAUCACCCCAUAUUCUGAAAAGAUUCAUCGGCAGAAAGGGAGUGGACUAGAACCCUGGCCACAAAGGCUUUCUGCAGCACCUCCUCGUUUGGAAGAAAUUGGAGUCAGUCCCGAAGUAUUUAAAAAAGACUCUAUCGUAUGGCAUUACCGAGUGUCCGAGUAUUGGAAGCAGAUGAAAUCUGUUGUACAAAGGAACUCAGUCAGAAAUGUCAUGGACAUGAACUCACACCUUGGUGGAUUUGCCUCUGCUUUAAGGAACAAGGAUGUUUGGGUGAUGAAUGUUGCUCCAUUUAAUGCAUCUGACAAAUUGAAGAUUAUAUAUGAUCGAGGUCUUAUUGGAACAGUUCAUGACUGGUGUGAAUCAUUUUCAACUUACCCACGCACCUAUGACCUACUACAUGCAUGGUCAAUCUUCUCAAAGAUUGAGGCAAUUGGUUGUAGCUCGGAGGAUUUGCUUAUUGAAAUGGACAGAAUGCUAAGGCCCGAAGGGUUUGUCAUCAUAAGAGACAGGCCUUCUGUCAUAAACCAUGUACGGAAAUUCUUGGCUGCCUUAAAGUGGAAUGGAUGGGUAUCAGAGGCGGAACCGAGUGCUGAUGCUCUCUCCUCCAUUGAAGAAAGAGUUUUGAUUGUGAGAAAGAAAUCUUGGGAGGAUAAUACAGAGUUGUGAGUCUGUUUACUCAAAAGGUAUAUACUUUCCUCAUUUCAGAUAUUGAUUUUAUAAUGGAAAAUGAUCUUUGAUUCUUGAUCUUGUCAUUUGGAUAUCUAAACAUAAAAAAUAAAAAUCUCCUUUGUACACGAAUAAACAUGCUCGUGUCUAUCAUCUAAUAACUG
Messenger RNA from Olea europaea var. sylvestris, 2306 nucleotides. Its product is annotated as probable methyltransferase PMT9. Bases 304 to 2142 code for a protein of 612 amino acids. Lineage: Eukaryota; Viridiplantae; Streptophyta; Magnoliopsida; Lamiales; Oleaceae. The record is from RefSeq and is a predicted model, not a curated record. Gene Ontology annotation, molecular function: methyltransferase activity. The transcript is spliced from 7 exons. Gene Ontology annotation, cellular component: cytoplasm; trans-Golgi network; endosome.